Coprinopsis cinerea okayama7#130 is the source of this 767-nucleotide messenger RNA. RefSeq lists its product as hypothetical. The record is from RefSeq and is a predicted model, not a curated record. Lineage: Eukaryota; Fungi; Basidiomycota; Agaricomycetes; Agaricales; Psathyrellaceae. Gene Ontology annotation, molecular function: RNA binding. Gene Ontology annotation, cellular component: nucleolus; preribosome, large subunit precursor. Gene Ontology annotation, biological process: nuclear-transcribed mRNA catabolic process; rRNA processing; ribosomal large subunit assembly. The transcript has 5 exons. The coding region runs from base 64 to 759 and encodes 231 amino acids.
AAACGAGCUAAACUUGUGUCUCUCACAAAAGUCGCUAAAAAGACACGAGAACACAAAAAUGCCAUGAUGAAUGAGUUGCAGGUCAACGCUGAGAAAUGGCGGUAUUGCUGGUUAUUCGAAGUCGGAUCCAUGCGAAAUGCUCACCUUAAAACUGUGCGGAACCUGUGGAAAGAUUCUGCACGGAUAUUCUUUGGGCGAGGGGCUGUCAUGGCGAAGGCGCUGGGCACGACGCCAGAGGAAGAACACAAGGAAGGGAUCCAUAAGCUUGCCAAACAAAUCAAAGGACAAGUUGGCCUGCUUUUCACGGAUACCGAACCCCAGGAGGUCAUCGAAUGGUUUGCUGACUUCAAACAGCCUGACUUUGCCCGAGCAGGCAAUAUCGCAAGUCGCACUGUGAUCCUCCCUGCAGGUCCUGUUAUGCAACGGCACUCAGAUCCACCUGAGCCUUUCCCCCACAACGAAGAUCCUCAGCUGCGCAAGCUGGGCCUAACGACCAUCAUGGACAGAGGUGUCCCGACCCUCACCAACCCUCACAAAAUCUGCACGCAGGGCAAGCCCUUGACCGCAGAACAAACGCAGCUCCUUAAGCUCAUCGGCGAACGCAUGGUUCACUUCCGAGUUGGCCUUCUCGCACGGUGGGACGCUGCGACUGGUGAAGUUGUCCAGCUAGAGUCGUCUAUCACACCUGAAGAAAAGGGAGAGGUGCAGUUGGAGGAAGGUGCUGAAGAUGAGGGUGAGGACGAUGUUCAGAUGUCAUGAGCGCUUUA